Molecule: messenger RNA, 708 nt
Organism: Striga hermonthica
Lineage: Eukaryota; Viridiplantae; Streptophyta; Magnoliopsida; Lamiales; Orobanchaceae
Source: the annotation of a GenBank genome assembly
AUGAGUACUUUGGAUGUUGCGAGAGCUGAGCUUGCACUAGCUGUUUUGUAUCUGAACAAAGCCGAGGCUCGGGACAAGAUAUGCAGGGCCAUACAAUACGGUUCGAAAUUUGUGAGUAAUGGAGAGCCCGGGACAGCACAGAAUGUCGACAAAUCAACUAGCUUGGCUAGAAAAGUCUUUCGUUUGUUUAAGUUUGUUAAUGAUCUCCAUGGGCUUAUUAGUCCGACUGCUCCCGGAACUCCCCUUCCUCUAAUUUUGCUUGGGAAGUCCAAGAAUGCCCUUCUGUCCACUUUCUUGUUCCUGGAUCAAAUUGUGUGGCUGGGAAGAACAGGCAUAUACAAGAACAAAGAACGUACGGAGCUGAUUGGAAGGAUAUCUCUUUUUUGUUGGCUGGGUUCUUCUGUUUGCACCACAUUAGUUGAGAUUAGCGAAAUCGGGAGGCUGUAUGGGUCAAUGAAGAAGUUAGAGAAGGAACUCAAGAAUUCUGACAAACUUAAGGAUGAGCAAUACCGAAGUAAGGUUCAGAAGUCGAACGAACGAUCUAUAGCGCUCGUUAAAGCAGCCUUAGAUAUAGUUGUUGCUGUUGGCUUGCUACAACUUGCACCUAAGAAAAUCACUCCUCGUGUAACGGGUGCUUUCGGGUUCACGAGCUCUCUCAUCUCCUGCUAUCAAUUGCUCCCGGCACAACCAAAAACCAAGACAACCUGA